UCCAACUCUUUCAAUUGAAUAUUUCUACAAUCACCUCGCAAUGAUUUAAAACUAAUCUAGGAUGACUGCCAGACCAUUGCUCAAGUUGUUGUAUCCGCGGACGCACAGGGACCUGUCCUUCGUGACGAAGGAUGCCUACAUAUUAUUUUACUCCACAGGGAGGAACCUGACUGGACUCUCACGGACACCAAGCCGCGCCUCGGGCUGGUCUACAUGCACAUAUAGCACCAAGGCUGGUGCACCCACAGAAGAAAGUAAUGGAGCCUUAAUUGGCAAAAAAAGCGAUGAUUUUCAGCAGCGCCUGAAGGAGCUCCAAAAUGCACAUGCCCUAAAAUACCCACGAAUCCAGCCAGAUAGAAAUGCAGUUAGUUGUGCAGAGUUUAAGAAACGAUAUGCCGUGCUGAAUCCCGAAGAAUCAAGAGAUAGUGACAAUGUGACCCUUCGCGGGAGGUUAUACUCCUCGCGAAUUGCGGGCACCAAGCUCGCAUUCCUCGAUGUUGUCCAGGACGGGAACCGAGUCCAAGGGUUGGUGAAUCUGCGUCGUCUUCAGACUGAGGAUGACGUCCAGGCAGAGCAGUUUAAGGACUUCUACCACCUUGCCAGACGAGGAGAUAUAGUUGAGAUAACAGGUGUGCCCACUCGCACCAAGAGAGGUGAACUAUCUAUCAAUGCCACGAAACUCCCCGUCAUCCUCACACCUGCUCUGGCCAGCUUACCAAGCACCCUCGACGACCCGGAAACACGCAUCAGGAAUAGGCACGCAGAUAUUCUGGUCAACCAGAAAGUUGCGGAUACAUUAAAACUCCGCUCCCACAUCGUUCAGUAUCUGCGCAAUUUCCUCAUAUCAGACGAUUUCCUCGAGGUCCAGACACCAAUCAUUGCCGAAGAUGCUGGCGGAGCAAUUGCACGCCCUUUCAACACGGUAGCCACGGAAUUCUCAACAAAGACCCUCUCACUUCGAAUUGCGCCUGAGAUAUGGCUCAAGAGGCUGAUACUGGGUGGAAUGGACCGCGUGUUUGAGAUUGGCCCUGCCUUCCGAAACGAAGGUCUCGAUGCAACGCACAACCCUGAGUUCACAACCUGUGAAUUCUACAAGUCUUUUGCCGAUCUGGUGGAGCUUAUCAAAAUGACCGAGGACCUGUUUUCGGGGCUUGCCAGCCACGUGAAUGAACUCAUAUCGUCAAAACUCACCUCAUUGGACCCGCUGAACACGAACUUGUUCACAACCCCGUUUCAACGGAUCGAGUUCAUCCCUGACUUGGAGCAGCGAAUCGGACGCAAACUCCCAGACCUCGAAGCCGACAAUGCAGCAGAAUCAGUUGCCUCCCUAUUUUCCGAACUUUCCCAACCUCUCCCCUUAUCUCCCACCCUCCCCCGAAUGCUCGACAAGCUCGCAUCUAUAUACCUCGAGCCCUCCUGCGACUCCCCGACGUUUAUAAUACACCACCCCGCAUGCAUGGCGCCCCUCGCAAAGUCCUUCCGCGACCCAUCCACCAACCAGCUCGUAUCCGCUCGCGUCGAGCUGUUCGUGCAACACAAGGAGUUGGCCAACAUGUAUGAGGAGGAGAACUCGCCGUUCGAACAGCGCCGGAAGUUUGUUCAGCAGGUGCAGUGGAAGGAUGAGGAGAAUGAGGCUGUUAUCGAUGAGAGUUAUUUGGAGGCGCUGGAGUGGGGGUUGCCGCCUACGGGUGGGUGGGGUUGCGGGAUUGAUAGAUUGUGUAUGUUGAUGUCGGGAGCGACGCGUAUUAGCGAUGUUCUUGCGUUUGGGAGCCUGAAGAAUGUUGUGGGUCUUGGGAAGGAUUCAUACAAGAGCUGAUUUGGGAUAUCCUGUGUAGAUUACUGUAACAAUAUGUAUAUGUAGAACAAGUUAAUGGAUAUUAUACAAUUCAAAGAUCCCUAAUGGUGCAAGUGCCCACGCAUAGUAACUAAAACGCCCAUGAAAUCUAAUAACUUCCAUGUCAUCCGAUUUAAACUGCACGAGCUGAAGACAUGCGUCAUAUGUGGCGACCUUUCCCUUAUCCAGGAGCCACUUCAUAUAAAAACUGAUGUGCCGCAAAUCAUUGGUAAAUGGAACCUAUGAGUUCCUCCCGCCUUUACUUAUCAUUUCCAGCAUCAGUAGCACCGGCCAUAUCUUCGUCACCAUCGUUUUCAUCCUUGGCCCUCUUACUACUAGUCUGAAUCUCUUCAUCGGCCUCCCUCUUUGGGGUUGAAGGCUUCUCUUCAGUUUCCUCGCCCUCAAAGGCUUCAACUUUCCUCCCAACCGCAGCUUCAACAUCGAUGCCCUGUAUGCCAUGUCGCAGAUUAUUCCCCGGACCUUGAGGUCCCAUGUCCUCCAUGCCAAUCUCCUCAGGGCCACGGGCAUGCGGCGUCUCAUCUUCUUCGCCAUCGCCAUUGGGAUGCGGCUGCAUGUGGGCGAGUUGAGUUGCGGGUACUACCCCCGCGCGCUGUUCUUGCCGCAAGAGCUCUCCUUGCGUAACACCCCCACCAGCCCGCAGUCCACUAUCAUUGCUGUUGCUGUCACCAACAGCAGCCAGCGUGGUUGAUGAAACGCCAUUCACCGACACAGACACCGUUUCGAUGCUACCAGCUCCAUUCGGGCCAUCAAUAGUCUCCGUCCCUUCCGUCUUGACCUCGCCUUCCAUGUCGGAAGCUGCAGCCUCUCUACUGGCAGCCGAAAUAGAUUUGAUCCAUGAGAUUGGAGUGAGCAGAGCACCCCCCAAGCUUUCGUCGCUGCCGAGGUUGGGCUGGACUUGUGUUGUAUUACCCCAGGAUACUGAUUCCGGGUCGGGACCGCUGGAUAUUCCAUUGGUAAGGAUCUUGGCGCCAUUGGCAUUGGGAACUGGUGUUGGUAGGGGGUAUAAAUGCGCGCCGGAUGUGACGUGAACGACGCGAUCGAACGCGUGCAGAUAUGCAGGAAGGCUCCGAUAAUGGAGUUUUGGUUGUAAGAUGAGCUCCGACAGCCGCUGGAUCGUAUGGGGAGGAUAUGACGUAAAGUGAGUGUUGAGUGUCGCAACUAUAGAACUGAGUAGGGAGUCGAGUUGAGGAUGGAGGGAGCCAGGCGCAUUGGUUGAGGUGUUGGAGGUGCUGGUAUUCUGCGUGGGCGUUGGGGUGAUGUACUCCUUGUCUGCCGACUGAGCCAAGUCUGCCACACUCUGACUCGAGUUAUCGGCUGAUGGCGACGGCGCUGUUUUUUGUGACUGUAUGGUAUUGGGGGAGGCUGUAACACUCGAUGGCGAGCGAGGCGCUGAGGGGACUGGGAACUCGUUUGGAAUGACCUGCAACGGUAGAGCAUCAGCCAAUGAAGACUUCAAGUAUGCCGCGACAUCAUAUAAUACAGGACACGCAUUGUACAUACCUUCUCUACCCUAUAUAUGAGGCGGGAAACCAGAGCUGGCCACACGGCACUGAGGGCGACGUUAGGAACGCGACCAGUAAAGUGGCGAGGCAGAGGCCGAGGCACGCUUACUAGUCUAUCUGUGCGCCGGACGA
This is a messenger RNA of Pseudogymnoascus destructans, 3489 nucleotides long. RefSeq lists its product as uncharacterized. Lineage: Eukaryota; Fungi; Ascomycota; Leotiomycetes; Thelebolales; Thelebolaceae. The record is from RefSeq and is a predicted model, not a curated record. Gene Ontology annotation, biological process: mitochondrial lysyl-tRNA aminoacylation. Gene Ontology annotation, molecular function: tRNA binding; lysine-tRNA ligase activity; ATP binding. Bases 62 to 1816 code for a protein of 584 amino acids. The transcript has 4 exons. Gene Ontology annotation, cellular component: mitochondrion; cytoplasm.